AUGUGUGGAAUCUCGGCAUGCUUGGUUCUCCCGGCGGGACAUCAUUUCCAUAAUGAGAGUUUCAACGGGUACGCCAAUGGUGCGGGGGAACGAAACGGGGUGCCGACUGAGAAAGAUGCUGAAGACAGCAAGGAUCUUGGAGAUCAACUGAGUCGGAGCCUUGACAACAUCAGCCACCGAGGACCGGACGCAAAGGGUGUUUGGGUCAGCGAUGACGGCCUCGUGGGCUUGGGCCAUUGCCGCCUGGCAAUUAACGACUUGACUUUGGAAGGUAACCAGCCCAUCCACAGUGAUGCAAACACAUAUCAUGCUGUGGUCAAUGGCGAAAUCUACGACCACGACAGGAUUCGCCGUCAGUGUGAAGAACAAGGCUACGAGUUCAGGAGCAGCAGCGACAGUGAAGUCAUACUUGCACUUUAUAAGGCGUAUGGUGUCCCUAAGCUUUUCGAGCACCUUCGCGGAGAGUUUGCCUUCGUCUUGUACGACGAAGUUGAAGGAAAGCUCAUUCUAGCACGAGAUCGUUUUGGCAUUAAGCCGCUUUUGUGGUCAAUCAUUCGCCAGAGAGAUGGCAUAUACAGGCUGGCUGUGGCGCCGGAAGCGAAGGCCUUCCUGCCUCUGGGAUGGAAACCCCAGUGGGAUGUUGGCGCAAUUAUUGACGGUGGGUGGAUGCAAGAUGGGCGAUCACUUUUCCAGGGCGUGAAGAAGCUUCCACCAGGGUACUGGAUGGAAGUUUCGAAAGACGGCAUGAUGAAGUUGCAUCAAUACUGGGAUAUUGAUUUCAGAGACAAAACUGAACAAGAGACACGAAGCGUUGAUGAGAUGAUAUGCGGUCUCCGCGAACGAUUGACAGAUGCUAUUCGGCUCCGGCUGCGUGCAGAUGUUCCAAUCGGUAUAUACCUCUCUGGUGGUAUCGACUCUUCACUAGUCGCCGGUAUUGUCACACACCUGAUCAAAGACGAGGGCGUCAAGAUAGGUAACAAAGACGCGACAAGCCGCAUCAGCUGUUUUACAAUUGAGUUUCCAAACGGGUCUGGAUUUGACGAGUCUGAUAUCGCAGAACGCACAGCGGAACACCUAGGCGUCCAACUUCUGAAAAAACAAAUAAACGAGAGGGAGCUAGCGGACAAUUUUGCUGACUGCGCCUAUCACUGCGAGCAUCACCAUUUCGACCUUAAUUGCGUAGCAAAAUUCGCGUUAUCCUCUCUUCCAAAUGAACAUGGCGUCAAAGUUGUCUUAACCGGAGAGGGUGCCGAUGAACACUUUGCUGGAUACACCUUCUUCCCUCCAGAUUUGCUGCGGGAACCGGAUUUGUCCAUGCCUGAUUCUCCACUAGUACUAGAUUCUCUGCUGAGGGAGAACCUGCUGAGAUCUACCGAGCGUGAUAUCAAGCUGCUCCUAUCACGGGUAGGCGCUUUUGAGCACGGGUGGGAAACGACUGACGCCAUCGAGAAAGUCAACAAAACCAUUCUACCACCUUGCAUCUUGGCUUGGCACUCGCAACUAGAUUUAUUCUCGCCUUGGGUGCAAGAGAACCCGAGGUGGAAAAAUCUGGAUUGCAAAGACGUCGUCGUUAAUUCAUUCAAGCCUGAGAUACAGGAGAAGAUGCAAAAGAAGUGGCACCCACUUCACACCGCUCUCUAUAUGUAUAGCAGGGGGCCAUUGCCCAAUAUCAUCCUUACUUGCUUGGGAGACUUGUCAGAGAUGUCUCACAGCGUGGAAGGAAGAACGCCUUUCCUAGACCACAAGGUCACCGAAUAUGUAAAUAACCUACCCCCCAGCCUCAAGAUAGCCUAUACUCCGAGUAAGAUACCCCCUGAGAGACACCAGGGACCUUGGUGGGAGGGAAUUGGCGUUGCGUCGCAUGCUCUCACGGAGAAGUGGAUUCUGAGGGAGGCAGCAAAGCCUUACAUUCUCAAAGAGCUAUAUGAGCGGCAAAAGCAUCCUUUUACAGCCCCAGUCGUCUGGCCAAAAGACGGGCCGCUCUAUCAGCUGCUCAGAAAGGUACUGACGAGAGAAAAAGUGGACAAUCUGGGCUUCGUUGACUACGUUCGGGUGGAGAAUGCCCUCGCUCAAGGGUUUGGAGAAAAGGCCGAUAUGAAAGCGUUCAGAAUCUUGCUUUUUGUAGCAGCUUGGGUCACCUUGGGAGAGAGACUCGGUAUUCCCAGAGCAAGCCAGAAUGACUGGCUUUAG
Colletotrichum navitas is the source of this 2190-nucleotide messenger RNA. RefSeq names its product asparagine synthase. The record is from RefSeq and is a predicted model, not a curated record. The transcript is spliced from 4 exons. Gene Ontology annotation, molecular function: asparagine synthase (glutamine-hydrolyzing) activity. The coding region runs from base 1 to 2190 and encodes 729 amino acids. NCBI's taxonomy places the organism in Eukaryota, Fungi, Ascomycota, Sordariomycetes, Glomerellales, Glomerellaceae. Gene Ontology annotation, cellular component: cytosol.